Molecule: messenger RNA, 1821 nt
Organism: Carassius carassius (crucian carp)
Lineage: Eukaryota; Metazoa; Chordata; Actinopteri; Cypriniformes; Cyprinidae
Product: beta-galactoside alpha-2,6-sialyltransferase 1-like
Exons: 8
Coding region: 156-1664 (502 amino acids)
Molecular function (GO): sialyltransferase activity
Source: RefSeq, a predicted model, not a curated record
CGGGAUUUUAGGUUAUUAUACUAAGGCAUUAUAUAUUUUUAGUAUAGGCUACAAUAUAGCUUAUCUGAAACGUUAUGCAUAAAAUAUCUAAAAUGCCAUUAUCGGGCACUGAAAGAAACUGACUGAACUAACCAAGAAAAAAGCGUCAGAAAAAUAUGGGAUACAAGAUCCCAGGAGCUGCCAUGGAUCGAGUUAGCCAACUUUGGCGGUUGAGGCGCCGGGCCCGUCGAGGGGCCCUGUGCAUGGCGCUGUUCUGUAUGACUAUGGCUCUCCUUUACACCUUUUGCGCUGAAAACAGCAUACGUGUCACAGAUGCCAUUUUCGGGGUGAAGGCGAGAACUCGAGCUCAGCCAAGAACGCACACAAUUGUUAAGGUAUUGCGGGGAACAGGAGGGUCAAAACCCAUGUAUUCUGACCCUCAAAAGCUUCCAGGUGUUAUCCCUGGAGAUCCUCAAAAGCCUAUUCCCAUCCUGUCGUCUUCUAACUACUCAAUGGAGAGCGGUACUAAGGAACGCAACCUCAGGGGCAAACGAAGAGAGCAUGGGCUAUUUUACUGGCUUCUAUCACAACCGCUGAGGCGUGCUUUAGAGACUAUUUUUGGAGGCCGACGGAGAGGAGAUUUGAGAGCCACAAGUGUGGAUACUGUUAUUUUUGGGCCUAAUGGAGCACUCGGAAAGGUCUGGAAUGAAGAAAUGUCAAGUAGCAUGCUAGGAAAAAGGCUGAGGAAGGUGGUCCAGAACUAUCAGGCAAUGAAUAAAUAUGGAGUUCGUUACUCUAGACCUGAGAGCGCAGCACGUCGUUCUAAGCUGAGUGGCCCUGAACUUCUUUGUCAAAUCAAGAAUAUGGUUCAGAGUGCAACUUUAACACCAGAUAUGGAGCCAUUUUCUGGGUUUCCUUGGGCCUCUCAGUUACCUCCACGCCAAAUUACUGCUGAUAUCGGCCCGUUCAAGACCUGCGCAGUGGUGUCAUCUGCAGGUUCUCUCAAAAACUCUGGAUUAGGAAAGGAAAUAGAUGAACAUGAUGCAGUAAUGCGGUUCAAUGCUGCACCAACAACAGGCUUUGAAAAAGAUGUGGGCUCUAAAACAACAGUGCGUCUGAUCAAUUCCCAGGUAAUGUCUUCUGAAGAUUACCAUUUCCUCUCCAGUUCUUUGUACAGUGCUGGGAUUUUAGUGAGCUGGGAUCCAGCCCCUUUUUCCUCUGAUUUACGGGAGUGGUUCAACAAAACAGAUUACCCUAUAUUUAAACAGUAUCAGCGAUAUCGACGCUUACACCCUCAACAGCCAUUUUAUAUUCUGCACCCACGAAUGGAAUGGCAGCUGUGGCAGCGAAUACAAGACAAUAUGGUAGAGACGAUACAAAAAAACCCACCCUCAUCAGGCUUGUUGGGCACAGUUUUAAUGAUGUCCCUGUGUGAAGUGGUACAUGUGUACGAGUUUCUGCCUUCGCGAAGGAAAACCGAGCUGUGCCACUACUACCAGCGCUUCAGUGAUGCAGCCUGCACCCUAGGUGCCUACCACCCUUUACUCUACGAGAAGAAUCUGGUAAAGAGGAUGAACAAGGGGUCUGACCAUGACAUUUACACUCAUGGCAAGGUCACUCUCCCUGGGUUCAUGACCUUUGACUGCACCAACAGUUCCAAUUCCAGCUCUCUGUCAAAGAAAUAACCUGAGGGUAAACUGUUUUACUUGGUACACUUUCAGAACGUAACAGUGAAGUGCAUAACUUAGUCUACAACUGUAACAAGUACAGUCUGGUUUUUGAGUGAGAUCAAGAGUUGGUUCACUGGUGGAAAAUAACAACCUAACAGACUAAUGAUUGCUU